Messenger RNA from Diceros bicornis minor, 3360 nucleotides. It is a transcript of the gene PSKH1, whose product is annotated as protein serine kinase H1. The transcript has 3 exons. Lineage: Eukaryota; Metazoa; Chordata; Mammalia; Perissodactyla; Rhinocerotidae. Bases 164 to 1438 code for a protein of 424 amino acids. The record is from RefSeq and is a predicted model, not a curated record. Gene Ontology annotation, biological process: protein phosphorylation. Gene Ontology annotation, molecular function: protein kinase activity; ATP binding.
AGGAUGGCGGCUGCAGCGGCCGCUGCUGUGGCCGCGGCCCGGAGAGGGUCAGCGCAGCCGCGGAGACGGCGAAGAGCCCGCCGUCCCCGCGAGGUGUAGACGGGGCGCUGCCUGCACAGCACGUCCUGCCAGCCUUGCUGGAGAGGAUGCUCCCGUGUCCGUGAUGGGCUGUGGGACAAGCAAGGUCCUUCCCGAGCCACCCAAGGAUGUCCAGCUGGAUCUGGUCAAGAAGGUGGAGCCCUUCAGUGGCACUAAAAGUGAUGUAUACAAGCACUUCAUCACAGAGGUGCACAGUGUUGGCCCUCUUAAAGCUGGAUUCCCAGCAGCUAGUCAGUGUGCAAACCCCUGCCCCAGUGCCCCCACUACUGGCCACACAGAGCCUCCUUCAGAACCACCACGCAGGGCCAGGGUGGCUAAGUACAGGGCCAAGUUUGACCCACGUGUGACGGCCAAGUACGACAUCAAAGCCCUGAUUGGCCGAGGCAGCUUCAGCCGAGUGGUACGCGUGGAACACCGGGCAACCCGGCAGCCAUAUGCUAUCAAGAUGAUUGAGACCAAGUACCGAGAAGGGCGGGAGGUGUGUGAGUCGGAACUGCGUGUGCUGCGCCGAGUGCGCCACGCCAACAUCAUCCAGCUGGUGGAGGUGUUUGAGACGCAGGAACGUGUGUACAUGGUGAUGGAGCUGGCCACUGGUGGAGAGCUCUUUGACCGCAUCAUUGCCAAGGGUUCUUUCACUGAGCGUGACGCCACACGCGUGCUGCAGAUGGUGCUAGAUGGCGUCCGGUAUCUGCAUGCUCUGGGCAUCACACACAGAGACCUCAAGCCUGAGAAUCUGCUCUACUACCACCCAGGCACUGACUCCAAGAUCAUCAUCACCGACUUUGGCCUGGCCAGUGCCCGCAAGAAGGGUGACGACUGCCUGAUGAAGACCACCUGCGGCACUCCUGAGUACAUUGCCCCCGAGGUCCUGGUCCGCAAGCCCUACACCAACUCAGUUGACAUGUGGGCACUGGGCGUCAUCGCCUACAUCCUGCUCAGUGGCACCAUGCCCUUUGAGGACGACAACCGCACCCGGCUAUACCGGCAGAUCCUCAGGGGCAAGUACAGUUACUUGGGGGAGCCCUGGCCCAGCGUGUCCAACCUGGCCAAGGACUUCAUUGAUCGCCUGCUGACAGUGGACCCUGGCGCCCGUAUGACUGCACUGCAGGCCCUGAGGCACCCGUGGGUGGUGAGCAUGGCAGCCUCUUCAUCCAUGAAGAAUCUGCACCGCUCUAUCUCCCAGAAUCUCCUCAAACGUGCCUCCUCACGCUGCCAGAGCACCAAAUCUGCCCAGUCCACGCGUUCCAGCCGCUCUACACGCUCCAACAAGUCGCGCCGUGUGCGGGAGCGGGAGCUGCGGGAACUCAACUUGCGCUACCAGCAGCAGUACAAUGGCUGAGCUGCCUGGCUGUGGAGAUGGGCCUGUUUAUGGCCAGUGGUAGGUGAAUGGCCCCAGCCCCUCCUCUGUGCCUUCAGCAGCCCCUAUCCUCACCCUGAGCCUGAGCCUUGUGUGACAGAGUGGAGGGAGGCCAGGGAGCUGUGAGCCCCCUGAACUGAGAGCCUGGCCUGGCACUGAUGCUCCUUUUGGUGGGCAGCUGCUCUGGUACCAAGUUGGAGAAAGAGCAGGACCUGGCCUCAGUCUCCCUCAGCUCUUGGCUCUUCCCCAGACCAAAGGGGCAUGUAGUGCCGGGUAGAGGGUGUCCUGUAGUUCCAGCACAGUUACUUCUGGAACUCCCCUUUCCUCCACUGAGCUUUCCUCCCUGGCCGUCCACAUUCCAUGGCAUCCUGAUCCUCAUGUUUAUGCUCCAGUGAGAGGCUCAGGUAGGCACAAAACUUGUGCCUUGGCUGGACUUGCAGCCCUUGGCUAAGUCUAAACAGCUCCCAAUCUCCCAGCCAAGAUCUGUCUUCCUUCGUGGUGCCCCCAGGGACCCCUCCUGGCCCCAGGACUUGCCAGGACCUCUGGUGGUAGGGCCAUGGCAUGGUCCUUGGCCCUUCUGGACUGUGUGGCCAUGGUGGUAGCAGGCUUGCUCCAUGCUCCAGCCUCUGACUAUGAGAGAGUUUCUCCCCACCAGCCCAGUGCUCUCAGUGCCUUCUUUGCAGAGCCCACCAUCGUGGAUGCCCAUUCUAUUCCCCAGGUGCCUCCUUCCCAACUGUGGGGGAUUAAAGAGAGCCCCACUGCUGCUACCUGGGGGUGGGGGCACCUGGGCCAAGGCAGAGGGCAGGGGCUUCCCAGGGAGGGCCCCAUGAGGAUUCCAGUGUCAGCCUGGUUCCACCCCUGGUACUGCCCAUUGCCACUUCCCUUCAGGCUCUGCUGUUCCCUUCUCUGCAGCUGCAUGAAGGAGCCAUCUAGUGUCUGGCAUGAGUAUGGGCAGCCUAGGAAUGACCAUCAUGCUCACCCUUCAUCCUCCAAGAGGAAGUGGGAAGGAAGGAGCUGCUGCAUUGAGGGAGGGUCCCUGGGCUGCUCAACUCUCCCCUUCUGCUGAGCUUCUGCACAGCUUCCCCUGGAACUUAGCCAUACUGUGUGACUUGCCUCUGAACCCUGAGUGCCUGGAGCACUGGCCUUCUCACAGCUGGCCUUGCCCCGUCCAGCCUGUCCCUGCUUCCUUUCACGGCAUUACCCUUCCAGUCUGGGCCCUGCUGAAUCUCAGGCUGGAGGGAGCUCCGGUGGGAGGUAGAUGGAAUUGGGUGGCUGCUUUCCCACAGGCCUGAGCCACACCAUCCCCAUGUUGGUCAUUGUGCCUCCCCUCAUCAUAAACCAGGCUGGAACCCAGCCCCCUCCCUCCACAGCUGCUUUCAGUAGGUGGGGAGCCAGGGCCCAGCUUUAGCCUUAGCUAGACUGCAGGGCCCCUGCCAGCACGGAAGGUUUGGCCCUCACUCACUUCCUCCCAGUGGGUAGCCUUGGGCCAGGACCUCCUCUUUCUGCAUGUGCCACCUCCAGCGAGAAAACAAGCCAAAGAGACCACUCUAGGCCAAGUCAACUGUGCCUUAUAUACCCCCUCCUUCCGUACCGAGUGCCCCCUGGCACAAGGCAGUGGAGAGCCCAAGCCCCAUGGCCUCAGAAUUCCCCCACUUCCCCAGGUGCCUCUGGGGGCCUGAAGCCCUGGCGAUUUAUUUCCUCUCUUGCCCAGGAUACUGGUCCUGAGGGUAGGACAGAGGGAGUUUGGAGACUUGGACCUUUGACAGGCCCACUUGGGCCUUUAUGCCAUGGACAAUGGAGGGAGAAUGUGCAGUUAUUUAUUUUGUGUACUCAGUUUGUAAAUGUAUCCUCUGUACUCAAUAAACAGGCUGCCCUCCCCAGGGAAGGCUGCCCAUUCAUUUCAA